Messenger RNA from Nylanderia fulva, 1335 nucleotides. Lineage: Eukaryota; Metazoa; Arthropoda; Insecta; Hymenoptera; Formicidae. The record is from RefSeq and is a predicted model, not a curated record.
AUGGAGCUAUACAUCCUGAAUAGAGGAACAGAACCUACCUUCCUGGACUCUAGAAGACAGGAAGUGAUAGAUAUAACCAUACGCUCUGGCGGAAUAUUGGAUCUGUUGAGGGGAUGGAGGGUCUCUGAUGAGCCCUCAGAAUCAGACCACAGGCAGGUCCGUUUCACCAUGGAGCAAGUACAGAGCCAAGGGUUAUGGAUGAGAAAUCCUAGAAAAACAAAUUGGAGAGGGUACGAGGAAGACCUUAAGAGUCGACUCAAGGAAGCACCCACUAGAUUCUACACCAAAGAAAAUUUGGAAACAGCGGGCGACUACUUGAAUGAUGCCAUUAAAUACUUAUACGAGAUGAACUGCCCAUUAGAGUCAAAGAAUCCUUCAGCCAAAGCACCAUGGUGGAGCAAAGAGCUGGCUAAGCUAAAGGCUGAGGGGAGAAGACUCUUUAAUAGGGCUAGAAAUGUAAAUACACCGAGAUCCUGGGAGGAGUACAGGAAAUCUCAGAGAAUUUACAAAAAGGCCAUAGUAAAAGCUAAAAGGAAAGGAUGGAGAAGUUUUUGCUCAAGUAUAGAGAGUGCUCCUGAAGCAUCUAGACUGAGUAGAAUACUCUGCAAGGAAAACCAAACACAAUGGGGCUGCCUUAAGCUUCCCAAUGGAGAGUACACAGAAACUGCGGAGGAGAUCCUACGGCACCUUAUGGAAAUCUAUUUCCCAGGCUUUAGGGAGGACUUAGCAGACAACAACAACAGGCAGAGACCCAUGACCGUGCACAAAUCAAGGGCAUGGGGACUGGCAGCUAAAGUGGUCUAUCCACAAGCAGUGGAAUGGGCGGUCGGUUCCUUUGAGCCUUUAAAGGCUCCAGGACCUGAUGGAAUAUACCCGAUCCUGCUGCAGAAAGGGCUGAGCAGCUUGUUAGGCCCAAUGACAAAAUCUACAGGGCAAGUAUUGCCCUUAGACAUGUCCCCCAGAAGUGGAGAGAAACCAAGGUGGUUUUUAUACCUAAACCUGGCAAGAACGGUCACAUCAGGCACUUCACACGAGGUGGUAGGGGAGGCACUGAUCAGACAUGGAGUACAAGAACCACUGGUGGACUGGAUAGAAGACAUGCUAGUGGGACAGAUGCUUGACGGUGGAGUGCCAAGAUAUUUCCAUCAGAGGAAAACCAACGAGAGGCUGCCCACAGGGGGGAGUUUGAUCUCCUCUGUUGUGGUGCUAGUGAUAGACGACCUGCUAAAGAGCUACAGAGGCAGGUUCUCGACCUUUGGCUAUGCUGAUGACGUGGCCAUUGUGGGUAGAGGACCAUUUCUCAACACACUAAGGGACCAAGCAAAGGAUACCUAA